Molecule: messenger RNA, 3914 nt
Organism: Hemibagrus wyckioides
Lineage: Eukaryota; Metazoa; Chordata; Actinopteri; Siluriformes; Bagridae
Gene: grid1b
Product: glutamate receptor, ionotropic, delta 1b
Exons: 17
Coding region: 435-3590 (1051 amino acids)
Biological process (GO): monoatomic ion transport; modulation of chemical synaptic transmission; synaptic transmission, glutamatergic
Cellular component (GO): postsynaptic membrane; plasma membrane
Molecular function (GO): glutamate-gated receptor activity; transmitter-gated monoatomic ion channel activity involved in regulation of postsynaptic membrane potential
Source: RefSeq, a predicted model, not a curated record
CAUCUCCGUGUCACCGACUCCGACUCCGUCUCUCCGCGCGCGGCUCCGCUUCUCCGCAUUAGAGCUCCUCCGCAGUCACGUGGCACGGCGGAGAGAGAGAGAGAGAAAGAGAGAGAGAGAGAGAGAGAGAGAGCGCAGCCCUCCUCUUCCUCCUCCUUCUCCGUUUGCAGCUCGUUCAUGCCUCUCAGAUUCGGCGCGAGACCUGCGGUGAACGGGAGCCCGGAUUGCGCGCAUUACAGUUUUUUUAUUUUUUAAAAUUUUCUUUUAUUUGCAAUCCCUGGACACUCCGCAUUUAAGGAUUAAAAAAUAAUAUACAUAAAUACAUACAUACGUAAAUAUACUGCGAGGGUGCAAACCUAACGAGCGAGCGCGUGAGGGAGGAUAAAACGCAAGAAACGCGUGGAUGCGCGGCGCGCGAGCGGAGAGGAUCGGAAAUGGAACUGCUGCUGGUGAUCUGCGUCGCGUUCGGUAUGCUGCGGUGCGACGGCGCGCGAGCGGACUCCAUCAUUCACAUCGGAGCUAUCUUCGAGGAGAACGCGGCGAGGGAUGACGAGGUCUUCCAGCUGGCCAUCUCAGACCUCAGUCUCAACGAUGACAUUUUGCAGAGCGAGAAAAUCACACACUCCAUAAAAUUUAUUGAGCCUAACAACCCCUUCCAGGCAGUUCAGGAAGCAUGUGAGCUGAUGACACAGGGUAUCCUGGCUCUGGUGACCUCGACCGGAUGCGCCUCGGCGAGCGCCCUGCAGUCCCUCACUGAUGCCAUGCACAUCCCUCAUCUGUAUAUACAGCGGAGCGACGACGGCUCACCUCGCACCGCCUGCCCCCUGAAGCCCAGCGCUGAUGGAGGACGCUACACGCUGGCUGCCAGACCUCCUGUACGCCUCAGUGACGUCAUGCUGGCACUCGUUGAUGAACUCCGCUGGCGCAAGUUCCUGGUCUUCUACGACAGUGACUACGAUAUCCGCGGACUGCAGGGUUUUUUGGACCAGACGGCGAGGCAAGGUCUGGACGUGGCUCUGCAGAGGGUGGACAGGAACAUCAGCAGUGUCUUCUCCAAUCUGUUCAGCAGCAUGCGUACGGAGGAGCUGAACCGCUACAGGGACACGCUGAGGAGAGCCAUUCUGCUGCUGAGUCCUCGUGGAGCACAGGUCUUCAUCCAUCAGGCCGUAGAAACCAACUUGGCCUCCAAAGACAGUCACUGGGUGUUUGUCAAUGAGGAGAUCAGCGACACUGAGAUCAUGGAGCUGGCUCACAGUGCUCUGGGCAGGAUGACGGUCAUCAGGCAGAUCUUUCCUCUGUGGAGAGACAGCAGUGUGAACUGCAUGAGGAACAGCCAUCGCAUCUCCUCUCUGCUCUGCGACCCUCAGGAAGGAUACCUGCAGUCGCUUGAGGUUUCCAACUUGUACCUGUAUGACAGCGUGUUGAUGCUAGCUAAUGCCUUCUAUAGGAAGUUAGAGGACAGGAAGUGGCACAGCAUGGCCAGUCUGAACUGCAUACGGAAGUCCACCAAGCCUUGGAAUGGAGGCUGGUCCAUGCUGGAGACCAUCCAGAAGGGUCGCAUCACCGGCCUCACCGGAGUCAUGGACUUCAUAGACAACGGAUCCAACUCGCACGUUCAGUUUGAGAUUUUAGGCACCAGCUUCAGCGAGACCUUCGGAAAAGACAUCAAAAGGUUAGCUACAUGGGACUCGGUCCACGGCCUUAACGGGAGUCUGAAGGAGAGUCGGAUUGAGAACGGCAUGCAGGGGGUCACAGUGAAAGUUGUCACACUGUUGGAGGACCCAUUUGUCAUGGUAGCAGAAAACAUUCUCGGGCAGCCCAAAAGGUACAAAGGAUUCUCCAUUGAUGUUCUUGAUGCCUUGGCAAAGAUCCUCGGCUUUAAAUACGACAUCUACCAAGUAGCAGACAGCAAGUAUGGCUCUCAGCUUCCUAACGGCUCCUGGAAUGGCAUGAUUGGGGAACUUAUUAACAAGAGAGCCGAUCUGGCUGUGUCCGCCAUCACCAUAACACCCGAGCGAGAGAAUGUAGUGGACUUCAGCAAGCGCUACAUGGAUUACUCAGUAGGGAUCCUGAUGCGCAAACCGGAGGAGAAGAUUAACAUCUUCUCGUUAUUUGCUCCGUUUGACCUCGCUGUCUGGGCUUGCAUCGCAGCAGCCAUUCCUGUGGUUGGAGUCCUGAUCUUCCUGCUGAACCGCAUGCAGUCACUGCGCUGCCAGAAUCCUGCAGGUGCCCCGUCCACCAUGUCCAACUCUUUACAUAGCGCUGUGUGGCUUGUUUACGGCGCCUUUGUAAACCAGGGCGGAGACACAGCGGUGGGUUCAGUGGCUUUGCGGAUCGUGAUGGGAAGCUGGUGGCUCUUCACCUUAAUCGUUUGCUCAUCGUACACAGCUAACCUUGCAGCGUACCUCACCGUAUCCCGCAUGGACAACACCGUACGGACAUUUCAGGACUUGGCGAGACAGGUGGACUUAGAUUACGGGACGGUGAGGGACUCGGCGGUGUAUGACUAUUUCAGGGCCAAGGGCACAAACCCCCUGGAACAGGACAGCACAUUCGCUGAGCUGUGGAGGACCAUCAGCAAGAACAAUGGGCAGGAAUACUCUGUGUCCAGUCCAUCAGAGGGUAUACGCAAGGCGAAGAAAGGCCCGUAUGCCUUCCUCUGGGACAUGGCUGUGGUGGAAUACGCAGCGCUGACGGACGACGACUGCACCGUCACCGUGUCAGGCAACAGCAUGAGCAGUAAAGGUUACGGCAUCGCGCUCCAACAUGGCAGCCCUUACAGAGACCUCUUCUCCCAGAAGAUCCUGGAGCUGCAGGAGAAGGGUGACCUGGAUGUUCUGAAGCAGAAAUGGUGGCCUCGUCAGGGUCGCUGUGACCCGGGCAGCCAGCGGGCGGCGCCGACUGAUGGUCGCUCACUCAAACUGCACAGCUUCGCUGGCGUCUUCUGCGUGCUGGCCGCCGGGCUCGUGCUGGCCUGCCUGGUGGCCGCCCUGGAGACCUUCUGGAGCAGCAGCAGCAGCCACUGCCGGCGAGAGCAGCCCAAAGAGGUUACUAAGGAUUACAGAGUGAGAAGGGUUUCAGAUCCAUUGAGAUAUAAUGAUAUUGCUACUGCUUCAUCGGAGGGGAGCAAGGACAUUUGGACAGACAGAGAGAGAGACUGGGAUGAAACAGAGGCUAUUGACACAGGACAAGGAGGUGAACCUGGAGCAGGUGCAUCGGCGCAUGAACAGUCUCAUAGACGAGGACAUGGCGCACAAGCAGAUCCCCGGGCCAUCUAUCGAGAUCUCUGCCCUGGACAUCGGUGGCAUGCAGCCGGGCCAGGCGGCACGGGAAGCUGGCCGGGAUUUCGCGGGCACGGCUCUAUCCGUGAGCACCUUCCUGCCAGAGCAGGCCCAUGGAGUGGGCAGGACACUGGCGUCAGGGCCUGGCACUGCGCUCCCCCUGGCCCUGGGCAGCUCCACCAUGCCCUCCUCCAUCCAGUGCAAACACAGGGCUCCCAACGGGGGUCUCUUCCGGCAGAGCCCCGGCAAGACCCCCAUGCCAAUGCCCUACCCACCAGUGCCAGGAGGACCCAUCCCCGAAGCCAUUGAACCCACCCACAGCACGUCCAUCUGAGGCCACCAGGGGCAGCUUUCCUGCGGGAAGAGGCGGGUCGUUGCUGUACCGCUGGGAUUGUAAUGUAUAAAAAGAACAAAGAAAAAAAACACAAACACACACACACACACACAUACACACAUGUAAGGGUGGAGGAGAUUUUUAAUAUAGAUACAAAAAACAAAAAAGAUCUUUUCUUGUAAAUAUUUGUAAAUAACAAAAGAGCGAAGUGAGUUAAAGUGUAUUUUGAAUAUUCUCAAUUUUUGGAGUUGAGUUACAAAAACAAAACGAAAACGAACAAAAAAAAAAAAGAAGAAGAA